Molecule: messenger RNA, 1816 nt
Organism: Nematostella vectensis (starlet sea anemone)
Lineage: Eukaryota; Metazoa; Cnidaria; Anthozoa; Actiniaria; Edwardsiidae
Product: vesicle transport protein GOT1B
Exons: 5
Coding region: 125-547 (140 amino acids)
Biological process (GO): endoplasmic reticulum to Golgi vesicle-mediated transport; retrograde transport, endosome to Golgi
Cellular component (GO): membrane; endoplasmic reticulum
Source: RefSeq, a predicted model, not a curated record
CUACUCAGCGGUUGUGUUUCGCGCAUGCGUGAUCUUCCGUCUCAUACGUGGCUCAGUACAACGUUUUGAAUUUGUCAACUUUACUCACUGGAUUUUCUCCUUAUUUCUCUAUUUAAUCAUAAAAAUGCUUCCCAUCACGGAUUUACAAAAAAUUGGCAUCGGUGUCACCGGCUUUGGGAUGUUCUUCUUGUUUUUUGGCGUACUACUGUUUUUCGAUAAAGGUCUUCUUGCUAUCGGCAAUAUACUUUUCAUAUCAGGACUGGCUCUAGUUAUAGGACUGGAAAGAACAUUUAGAUUUUUCUUCCAAAAGCACAAGUUACGUGGUAGUACCUGCUUUCUUGGUGGUAUCAUGGUGGUGCUGAUAGGCUGGCCUUUAGUGGGGAUGAUCAUUGAGACCUAUGGAUUUGUUCUUCUGUUUAGUGGGUUUUUCCCUGUGGUAGUGAAUUUCCUUAGAAGAGUUCCAGUUAUUGGAAAUAUUCUUAAUUUACCAGUUAUAAGUCAGAUUGUAAGUAGAGUUGCAGGAGAGCCCAGCAAUUCAAUGGUAUAGCAAUGAAUACCCAAGGAUGUGAAUAGUAAAACAACAGAUGCAUUCCCACCAAAGACAUUGUUUUUCUAUCCUCAAUAUUAAUAAAACAAGCAGGGCAACAUUCAGUAUGAUAGCAAAAGAUGUAGGUAAAUAUACAAUAAAGCUCAUCAAAUUGUAGUUAUCUUAUGAAUAUCUAAUGUUAUCUUAUGGAUAACAUUAGAUUUUGGGUUAAAAUUUUUGACCUCAGUAUUUUUGGUGUUCAAUAUUUUGCCCAUUGAUAAAAGAAGACUUUUCUCUACUGUAUGUAUAUGUGAAGUAGAAGGAUUGUGCAUCAGGUAUUUAUUUCUAUUUUGACUCACUCUCACAAUGUUGUGGCAUAAAUGUUAAAUUGAAAUUUGAGAAGUGUUAAAAAGUGAGGUAUUUUGGUGUAGUAAGUUUUUAUCCUUGAUAUUUUAGGGGAUAUAUAUUUUUUGGUUCUUGCUGGACAACCUAUCAUAUCUAUAGCCGAGUACCCCCCAUAGGUACCCCAUGUGCUGGAGUAUCUGUAAUUUGAUUUUUAUUCUCAUCUUCGUAAUCCUUUCAUGACAGUAAUUCUUUCAUGAUAGUUGAAUGCUAUCUUAGUUUUGAUUAACCCUGGCAGUUUCCACAAAUCCCUGAAAUGGAAUUUUAUGUUAGAGUAAGAGUGAUUCAAAGAUUUUUGGAAACAGGCUUACACAUGAAUAUUUAAUAGUUAUGUAGAAAAUAUGUUUUGAUAAGAAAAUAAUAUUCUGUUGCUAAGAAAGAAAAAUAUAAUAGGUAAUGUCACACAUGCAGACCUAUUAGGCUUGGUUGCAUUUUGAUCUUGCUUUGCAAGUCCUUGGGAAUGCUUUUUUUUUUUUAAAUAGAAAUACCCCUUCUAUUUGUCCUGAAAAAAAAAAUGUACCUGCUGCACUAUACUAUUUAAACAAGAGUACUGCAUAUAGAUUACAAUGAAUAACUCAACUCACAGUUUCCUGCUAAGCAGAGUUCUUUCAUUUUCCUUACUGCUCAAGAGACCUUUGCUAGCAGGGAAUCAAAUAUUUGUCAUUUUAGGCGGCUACAGUAUGUACACUUUUAUACAUUUAACAGUAGAAAGUCUAAAUUGCAGAAAUUCAUAUCUCUGAAAGAAUUCCCUUUCUGUGUGCUCAUUGUAUCACAAUGACCCUAGCUUUUACCCCCUUAGAGCCAGGCAACUACAUAGAUCUCAUAUGAACAUAUAUAUUGUAAAUACCAGAUAUGGAUUGUAUUUGUAAUAAAAUUAUAGAAAAACAA